AUGCACCAAACAGGGACUGUGCAGGAUAAAUGGGCCCAAACUGGCUGGAGGAUAGAGCAGAAAUAUGCCAACAAAGUGUUGGUAGGCAACUGGGCGGAAGAAAGGCUUCAGUUCACUCGGGAGCCACAGACAGCCAACAGCACCAACCGUGUAGACUACCGGCCCCACUGGGACUUCAAGCCAGACGUCUUUGAGAGACGAUCUGCCCUGCUGAGAGCUGAGGGGCUUCCAUCCAAGCUGCUAUUUGCCCACUGUGGCCCGCCAUCCUCUAAUUACUUUGUCACGCACUAUGAAGAGAGAUACCAGUGUAAACAUACCAAUGCUUUGCCCACUCUGCUGCCCGGGCAUCCAGACAGCUUGACAUGGCAGCUUGAGAGGUCUGACCGGCCAAUUUCUGCCCUUCCAACCAACUCUGGCCCGCUGCGGUCCACAAAGCACCGUUUGGAAAAGCAGCAGUCACACCUCCCGUCACUGACUGUGUAUAGGUCAGCAUACCAGAAGCACCCACUUAGUGCCUUCUGCCAGAGCCGCUUUGCCAGGGCUUCACGCAUGCUGUCCAGCCACCUCCAUGCAGCCAAUCACAACAAUAAGGACCUGGAUCUGAGGCGGCACUCGCUACUACAAAUCCCAGAUCAUUGUUUGAGUCAACCUCCACAAUCACAACUGGCAGAGAGACAACACUGUGACUCUUGA
This is a messenger RNA of Perca flavescens (yellow perch), 693 nucleotides long. It is a transcript of the gene cfap107, whose product is annotated as cilia and flagella associated protein 107. NCBI's taxonomy places the organism in Eukaryota, Metazoa, Chordata, Actinopteri, Perciformes, Percidae. The transcript has 4 exons. Gene Ontology annotation, cellular component: axonemal microtubule. Gene Ontology annotation, biological process: flagellated sperm motility. The coding region runs from base 1 to 693 and encodes 230 amino acids. The record is from RefSeq and is a predicted model, not a curated record.